Molecule: messenger RNA, 3235 nt
Organism: Trematomus bernacchii (emerald rockcod)
Lineage: Eukaryota; Metazoa; Chordata; Actinopteri; Perciformes; Nototheniidae
Gene: ccdc82
Product: coiled-coil domain containing 82
Exons: 2
Coding region: 375-1052 (225 amino acids)
Source: RefSeq, a predicted model, not a curated record
AAAACCAACGAAGAAGAAAGGGUAGUGUCCGCUCCACGCCGCAGGGGGCGGGCUAACCGUCUGUGCUGUAAUUCCUCACAGCGAAGAAGACGCAUGAGCAAAAACAAUAACACACAACUAGCUGCUCUCGGAAAAACAACUACGAAAUACCCCGUAUUUAGCUCAAAAUUCACAUUAGAACACAUAUAAGCAGAAGGUGUCCGUGAGUGUUGUAAACAUAACUCUUCAUGGAGGUGAGCUCCGCGCCAUGUUGUGUUCUUCACAGCAAUAGCAUGCCUUCGUGGUUGUGACGUGAUACCUAGCUGUCCCGCUAGCUGCUCACUUCCCGCUCUGUGUUUCUGUUUAAUGUCACUGCUCCCUGCUAACGCGCAGACAUGGAGAGUUUGUACAAGCGCAAAAUGUUCGCUUCCAUGCGGAAAACCAAAGUGGACGCAUCGAAGAAAAAGCAGAUCGGCCUGCCUGCUUCGAUCCUGGACGACAGUGACGAAGGCUCCUUCACAUCCUCCUCCUCCGGAUCCCAGUCCGACUUCCUGAGCUCCCCGGAGGAAGAUAGCGAGCAGGAGGACCGGGGCCGAAGCGGCUCCGGGGCGACUUCCAGCGAUGACAGCCGCUCCGUGACCCGCAGAAAGCGCUCCUUUCUGGGAGGGGACAACAGCUCCUCUUCUUCCAGCCCCGGAGAGGAGGACACAACUAAUGAUGAAGAGGGGGACACGAGCCAGCCGAAGAGGAUGUCGCAGCCCAGGAAGCGGAUCCGGCUGAAGCGACAGGAAGAGUCCGACUCGGACUGUGUGGAGGAGAAGCAGAGAGAGGAGGCGGAGAAGCUGAAGAGGAGGCAGAGACACAACAAGCUGCUGGCGCUGUCCCGGAGGAUGAAGGCCCGGGUCCCGAGCCGGAGGAGGAUCCGUCUCUCGCAGGUAGGCUACCUCCUGGACCCCCUUCACACCCAGGGUCUGACUGCAGUUCUGAGUAAAACCCGGUUCAGAGUGCAGGCGAUGGGGAAGAGUCCAAAGAAGGUGAAGAUGAAGCUGGAGGUGAUGAAGAAGGAGGUGUAAGAGAUAACAGCAACAAUAAACAGGCUGCAGGAGGCAGAGAGGAGGAGAAAACCACAGAAGAAGAGAAAGAAGAAGAAGAAGAAGAAGAAGAAGAGGAGAAGGACAAGGGGAAGGGGAAGAAGUAGAUUCACUCCAUGAGGAAAAACAGAAUAGGGGUUUGAAUGUGAAAAACAAAAUACCUAAACCAUAUGAAAAUUACUCAUUACUGUCGGUUUGUAUAUGUUUUUUUCACUGUCUUAUCUUGUUGCUAUAGAAACAGACAUUGGUGGCAUGUAACAAAAAGAUGUGCAGUUGAUUUAGAGAGCUUCAAUGGGACAUUGUCGCUCCUGGUUCAGUAUCACAUGAUGAUGAUCAGUAUCAUCUGGUCCUCCGUGUUGGUCAUUUGUCAUGUCAAAUCCUUUUAUUUAUAUAUCCCAAAACAAGUUGUUGAUCCCAGAUAGACGUCAGACACCUAUGUUCCAUUCCAUAGUUACCACAAUACACCAGCAGUUGUACAGCUGCUGAUAACGUAAACUCUAUAAGGUGUUGGAGCUAGCCAUAGCUAUGUAUUAUCCCCAUAUGGAUAGGGUAUAGUCUAGUUGCCAGCUCAUCCAGUCCUAUAGUGAACAUUGAGUAAUCCAAAGUUUUAUGUUAGAAAUGUAUUGUAGGGUCCCCAGCACAUAGAAACUGUCGGAUGCUAACCUGCAUAUUUUGGGCAAUUUGCACAAUUAGCAUAAGUUGCGUUAAUUACCAAUAAUUAGCAAUAUAGCCUAUGUGAAUUGGUUUUGGGGGUUAUUGAGGAUGCUGAAUCAAUUUCUGAAGAUCAAAAAUGGCAGUAGUUUUAACCAGAAAAUCCCAGUAUUUGUACUCUCGAUGGGCUGAUUUUGAUUCAUUUUGGGUCUAUUUGGAAGAUCUAGGGGACUCUUUUCAUCUUGUGCUCCCUAUAGCCAUUUUUUAUACUGAAAAGGUCAGAACUGGAUCUGCAUCCUCAAUAUCCCCCAGAACCACUCCAACAUUGAUCAAUUGGGCAAGCAAUUUUUUUCCAUAUAGACUAUAAUGCAAUGAAAUGCUAAUUAUGCAAAAUCAUGAGAACAACAAAAAGGUGACACAUUUUUGUUCACACUCAUUUCUCAAAGAUUGAGCUCUCUCGCCCAAAGGAGUGACACGCUGUUGGUAACAGGCAGCAGAUCAGCAGCACACCAGUAAGCAACACUGUCACAGCAUUAAGGACUGCAGAAGCUCCAGAGGCUCUACGGUCUACAGACGCUGACUCUCAUUUGGACGUGAAUCUCACCUGGCUGAGAUAAACACUGAGGAUACUGAACUUAUAAACUUUCAUUAUUGUUAAAAGUUAAAGGCAAAAACUGGGAGAGAAGUCAACUACGAGUCCCAGGGAAAAUUGCUGUCAGAGACAUUGAAUAAGAAGGCUUGAAGUUGUUGUUGAGUUCCUGACCGCCAUGACACAGCGCUCAUAUGAUUUAAUGGAUUUCACAGGUCUGGAAGAAGAAUGGCAGCUGAGGCUUCUGGAUACUGUAGUAUUCAGAGAUAUUCAAUAUGUCCAGUCAAGAGUACUCGCAUUCGUCUUUGUUGCACCUCCUCCUCUUUCAUUACUUUAUAGUUCAAAUGAAUGCAAACUGUUUUUUUUCCAAAUAUAGAACUUGUGAUGUCAGUUCAGGCUCCUUGCCUAUGUCAGCAGUUGAUGUAGACUACAUGAUUUCAGACACACAAUUAAACUGUACAGUGUAUUGUACAGAAGCCUUUUAAGUGUUACACUUUAAAGGCAAUGUUUGCUUUUGUUGGUAGUUGUGUCCACCUCCUCCAGGAGUUAUCUUCUAUCUUCUGAUAGAAGAUUCUGUAAUGGUUGGAUUUGCUGAUUUCUUUCUCUUCUAUUUUGUUGUAAACUAAAUAUUAUUGGGUUUUAAACUGUUGGUUUGAAGGAGGAAGACAUUAUAAGAAGUCGCAUUGGGAAUGUGUCCUUUACAUUUUUAGUAUUUCCUGAUAUUUAAAAAAAGAAAGACAAUUAAUUGAUAUAAUAAUUUACCAACAAAUUAAUAAUGAGAAUAAUCUUUUGUUGCAGGCCUGGGUGAACACCCAAACUGUCUAAAAACACUGAGUGUUUGGGCUCUGAUAAACCUUGACAGUGAGCACAGAUGUUUGUUUUUGUUUCAGAACCGCAUAUAAUAAAGACAACUUACUGGCUUAUU